Molecule: messenger RNA, 5269 nt
Organism: Rhincodon typus (whale shark)
Lineage: Eukaryota; Metazoa; Chordata; Chondrichthyes; Orectolobiformes; Rhincodontidae
Gene: ccnyl1
Product: cyclin Y-like 1
Exons: 10
Coding region: 346-1407 (353 amino acids)
Biological process (GO): regulation of cyclin-dependent protein serine/threonine kinase activity; regulation of canonical Wnt signaling pathway
Cellular component (GO): plasma membrane
Molecular function (GO): protein kinase binding; cyclin-dependent protein serine/threonine kinase activator activity
Source: RefSeq, a predicted model, not a curated record
GGCUUCCGCUGGGCGGACCCCGUUGCCAUGCCGGAGACCGGGGUCCAGGCGCGGCGCAAAAUGGCGGAGAAAUUCCGCGCGGCCAAAUGAAGCUAAGGCCGCAGGGCUGAGGCGGGGAUUCGAAGGCAUCCAGGUGCCGUUGGGAGAGGUUGCCAUUCACCAGAGGAGGAGAACGAAGAUCCCCUUCCUCACCUGAGAGACGGCGACGUCGAGCGUGAGCGCUCCCCCUCCUCCUCCUUCUUUCCCCUCCCCUUCCCUUCCUUUCCCUCUCUGAAGGAAAACCCGCUCUUAGGCCGCAGGAGUCCUGGGGACGGGGGCUAAAAGUUUCACUCAUUUUCAGAGACGAUGGGAAACACCUUAUCCUGUUGCGUGUCCCCCGGGGCAAGCCCCACGCUGUCAGGCCGCGGCGGGCUCCGGGGCCAGGAGCGGCAGCAGCAGAAGGAGCGGAUCGACGCUUACCGAGUGGAGGCGGAGCUCCGGGAACCCGAGCCCAGCCCCGGAACCAAUCUGCAGCACAUCAGUGACAGGGAAGCGCCGGAAGAUAUGAACUUAGAAUCAAACCCAUCUGACCACCCAAGAGCCAGCACCAUCUUCCUGAGCAAGUCCCAACCAGAUGUGAGAGAGAAGAGGAAAAGUAACCACAUAAAUCAUGUAUCUCCUGGUCAACUUACUAAAAAAUACAGCUCAUGUUCAACAAUAUUUAUUGACGACAGUACUGUAAGCCAACCUAACCUAAAAAGCACAAUUAAAUGCGUUACACUUGCAAUAUAUUAUCACACAAAGAACAGAGAUUCAGACAGAUCAAUAGAUAUUUUUGAUGAGAAAAUGCACCCGUUGACUAGAGAAGAGGUGCCAGUAGAUUAUUGUGAACGUGACCCAGAACAUAAACACAUAUACCGGUUUGUACGGACUCUCUUCGGUGCUGCCCAAUUGACUGCAGAAUGUGCAAUAGUAACAUUGGUAUACCUAGAAAGGUUGCUGACAUAUGCUGAGAUAGAUAUCUGUCCUAGUAACUGGAAACGGAUCGUGCUGGGAGCCAUCCUGCUUGCUUCUAAGGUCUGGGAUGAUCAGGCUGUCUGGAACGUGGACUAUUGCCAGAUCCUGAAAGACAUGACGGUCGAGGAUAUGAAUGAGAUGGAGAGACAGUUCCUAGAGCUGCUACAGUUUAACAUUAAUGUUCCUGCUAGUGUUUAUGCCAAAUAUUACUUCGAUCUGCGCUCUCUGGCAGAUGACAACAAUAUGAAUUUUCCCUUGGAGCCACUCAGCAAAGAACGAGCACAGAAACUAGAGGCAAUCUCCAGGUUGUGCGAGGACAAAUACAAAGACAUGAGCAAAGCCACUAUAAGGCGGUCACUCAGCGCUGGCAAUUUGAUAGGAAUUAGUCGUUCUAAUGCCAUCCUCUCCUAGGAAGGAGACUAUCCCAUCGGCGUGUAUUGCACCAGCAGAGACAGAGUCUUCCAGUUGGGUGACGGAAUCUUUCUGCAGCUGAAUCCCAAGUCGCAGCUCCUCACCUGAAGAGUACACUUAAGAAAUUAACAUUAAAUGUUGCCUGCUUGGCUACAAGGCCCUUUUAGGAGAAGGAAGGAAAAAAUUGUUUUGACACUACACUGACACAGCAGUGUGCAACCUGCAGUGUGGAGAUUUUUUAUGCUUACUGUGUAGGCCUGUAACUGAGAAGUUCCUCAAGCUUUUAUUUUAAUUUGUCCUAAUUCAAUGAAACAAUAUCCAAAGCAAAUUGAAAUCAUGUUGCGUGGACCCUACAGGUAGGCUGAGACAACAGAAGCCGAGUGUGAGAGUAAAUAGUGUCAGAACAGGAGCGAAUAACUGACCAUGUGCACUGUGCAAGUUAGCAAACAUCAAAGCUCUCCAGGAGUAAAGCUGUCUUUCAGGCAUAGGAAGGACUUAACCAGCAUGUAUUCGCACAUAUUUCUGUGUGAUGCAGACUUUAAAGUGGAAUAGAUUUCUCUUUUGCCAUAACUCACCUCUCAUCCUCCUCACAAUUCCAACUCCUUCCUUCCCUCACCUCAAACCCAACUUAUCCUCGAUGUAUUUUUGGGACAUUAUCUACAUAAUUUCCUCGCUGGCUGGUAAAGAUGACAAAUUACUUCUUUUUUAAGCACAUUUUUAAUGAAGUAAAAACUCACAAGGCAUUUCACUGGCUCACCAACAUUAAACCAUCGGUGAUAUUGGAACAGGUGAUCAAAAAGUUUGGUCAAUAACUUGGUUUUCAAGGAGAGUUUUAAAGGAGGAUAGGUAGGUGGAAAGAUUCAGGGCAGGAAUUUCCAGAGCUCAGGGUCUAGGCAGCUUGACCUGUGAUGUAUACAUAUAUGUGCAUCACUUUGCUGCAAGCCUGCACUCUCCACACCAUUACUGUGUCUGAAAGCAAGAUUCUAAGAAGGCUGGAAAUCUGAAAUAAAAGCAAAAAAAAAGUAACACACAGCAGCCAGGCAGCAUCUGUUAUGAAAAAAGUCAAAAUUCAGAUCGAAGGCCUUAAAUUGAUGAAUCCAUCAGUCCAAAACUUAUCAUCUUGAAGAUGACAGUAUUACCUCAGAUCAAGGGCUCUUACUGUGUAAUAAGCCUGUAAUAAAAAUGUACCACCACUCUACACAGUGAGAGCAGUUUCCACAGAAGCUACUGAGUUUUAAACUGCAGUAUAUUUUUUUUUCUUUUUUAAAGUUUUGGGGUUCUUUUCUUUUGUUGAAUGUUGGCUGUGGUGGAUAGCAAAGAAGGCUGUGAGCUUGUGAAAGGAAUGCAUGCCUGAUGGGGGUGUCUUGAGUACCAGGGUCUGCCAGCCCCAUAUCUAGUUCAGUCAGCUCCAGUAAGUACCCACGUAUGACAGUCCAGUGUCCUCACUGCACGUAGGGGCCCAUAACUGCCGGUCAUCAGUUGUUCUCUGAUUUGUGACGUUGUCUCAUUCUUUUGACAUAUAUGUGACCCUAAACAGAAAAUGUGAAUGUUUGUAAGCAAAUGACAUUAAAUUUGUACAUAAACAGGCUAUUUGGCCUAAUAGGUCAUUACCUCUGUUUAUAUGUCCUUCUACAUAUCACUUGAUAAUCAUAUCCUCCAUUCCUUUCUGUCAAGUGUAACUAUCUGGCUUCCCCUUAAAUGCAUGUAUCGUAACAAAUCUAGGGAGCUCCAUGUUCUACCCAGUCUCAAUUUUUUAAAAAAAAAAGUUCCCUCUGAAUUUCCCAUUGUUGUUACCUUGUAGUACAGUCCCUAAUUUUAGACCCCAGCCCCCACAAAUGUAAAUAUCGUUUCUGUCACAUCUUUCAUAACCUCAAAGGUAUCUCUCAACUUCUGUGUCUACUGAAAAAUAUUUUACUAAUAGGACCUCACUUCUUUCAGGUAGCCUGUAAAGUUGCAUAAUUGUUGCGUUCCUGGCAUAAAUCUCUGGCCACUGUAACUUGCCUGUCUCAUUUGACUGAGAGGAAGCAAUGUUCCGUAUUUAUUUCUGAGCAAGUAAAUUUCAUAUUUUUUGCAACCAGGGAAAUGGGAGGCAACUGGAGUUUCUCCCAGGCAGGACAUGAGGCUGUAGCAGUUUGAGGAGUGGUGAGAUAUUGAUGAAGAAAGUUACUGCAAAAACAAAUUGGACAAGGUUGCCAGAAUGUAGGUUUUAAAAAGCAAAUCACUGAAUCCCAUUUAAUCUGAGAAAAAUAAAAUUGUUUGUUCACCAGAAGCCAGAGGUUUUGGUAAUAAAUUUUUGAAACUAGGCUAGAGUUUUAUUGCUGGCUUUCACCGCCAUCACCAACCCCACCUUGCCACAGGUUAGUUCAUACAGUGCGUGGCUUUAUGGUGCUUAACUUUUUUUUUAAAAAAGUAUAUUAUUAUUAACCUUCAAGCUUGUAGCACUUCUUCCAUAACUAAUACCCAGAAAACUGCAGUAGCAGCUAAUGGCACAGUCCAAGCAACAGCUUGAACCCUUUUCUCCUAUGGUUGAACAAGACGGAGAGUUGAAGUGCUCCUUUUCCAUUUUAAAGUUAAGCUGGAAAUCUUUUUACAAUGUAUAGAAGAUGCAAAAAAAAUGCAAAGACGAUACAAUUUUCACUGUUCCUUUUAAAUUGUGUGGAAGAUUUAAAUGCGCAAAUCAACUAAUGUGAAACAGCAAAGUGGAGAGGAGGAAAAAUGAUAUGUUCAACAUGAAGUACCGACAAUAUUCCUUCCCCCUUUUAUUCUUUCUCAAACAGCUCUUUAGAAAAGUCCAGAAAACAAGCAUUUAAUUCAAGAGGGAGUGAAGCGUAUCUGCCCUGCUGACAUCACAUUGGGAGGAGCUUGUCCGGAGCUCAGUUGCCAAGUAGAAAUAGUUAACUCUAUUUUUUUGUAUGUACAAAUCCAGCUGAGCAUUUUCCUUGUGAAGGCAUUGGGUUGCGGAAGUAGAUACUGAUCAGUGUGAUCAAAGAUGCCAAGGGCCAAGUGAGCUGAAAUUAAUGGUGUCUGCAGACAAGUAGAUUGUGAAGACUUCUUUUCCUCCUGAUCAGUGAACAAAACUGCUGUCUAUAGAAAAAUCCUUCAACUAAUUAAACAGACAUCUUCAAAGGUAGCGAUUAAAGGAAACAAAUAUGCACAAGUAGUGGGAGAGCAUAUUGAUUUACUUCAUUAGUAGUGAAUAAUGUAUGAUCUGGAUCUUAGGUGCAGCCUACUCUGGCUAAGCUGGUGCUGAUAUACUUUACAGCCUUGAUGGAUGAAUAAGUGAAUGCUGCAUUCCCCGAGUAUCCCGUAAAGCAAAGGAGUUACAGGAAUUCAUGUUCUUAGACAAGCAAUUAUGGGUUGCUAUCGCUAAGAAUGAAAUGGUUGUCAUAUAAGGGACUGGUCACUGUAUUUGAGUGGGAUGUAAACCAAAGUGUCAGGCCAUCUUUAAUGGUCGUCAUUCCUCUCACUUUCACCACUGGGCAGUGUUGUGGCACCAGGAUCAGCAAGUGCCAGCAGUUUUGGUUGAAGUAAUACUAGACAACCAUUCUAACUUGAGGCAGGUCUUUGCCAUUUAGAUAGGAAGACUCCCAAGUUUUCCUGUUUCAUCAUAGGAAUAGGAGGGCUGACUCCCAAUGAAAUUAAAUGAUACUAGGACAGGAGAUGCAUGGUAUGAGUUUGAAAAGCAAACUGUGAUAUGACUGCACUGUCAAAAAGCACAUAUUGAAAUUGUUCUACCAUCUACAUGUGAGUAACUGAAAUGUGUGACAGUUUUGGCUGUUCUUGGCUAAUUUUACAAAUGCUUUCCGUGUAGAAUAGCAAGGUGUAGAAUCUAUCAUUGAAAUUAAAUUUUCAUCAUCACUUC